GAAUCAGCACAGCCCAAUCCAGAGGGGAUGAGAUCGGUUCAAAGGACUUGGGCUCCUGUGAGUGACCUGGAGCAAGCUGCUUUAGCUGCCCCGGCUCUCAGCUCCUCCAUCUGGGAGGGAUCCCGGCAUCCCGUCUAAAACCCGGCCCAGCUCAGUCUUCAAAAAAGCUGAUAGCCCUGCUCACCUGGAGGCGACCUACUGCCAGCUUCAUCCAGCUGCUCCCUAUCCCCCCCUGCGUGAGACCCGAGCCCUUUGAAAGCACACGUGGGGCACAGCGAGUGCACCGGGGCCCAGGGACCUGUGAGCUCAGCUCAUCAGCCAGCCAGAGAAGAUGGACACCUUCAGCACCAAGAGCCUUGCCCUGCAGGCUCAGAAGAAGCUCCUGAGCAAGAUGGCCUCCAAGACCAUGGCAAACGUCUUCAUCGAUGACACAAGCAGUGAGGUCCUAGAUGAGCUGUACCGUGUCACCAAAGAGUUCACCCGCAACCGCAAGGAAGCCCAAAAGAUUAUCAAGAACCUGAUCAAGAUCGUCAUGAAGCUGGGAGUGCUGUACCGCAACGGGCAGUUCAAUGCCGAGGAGCUGCUGCUGAUGGAGCGCUUCCGCAAAAAGGUGCAUACCUUGGCCAUGACCGCCGUCAGCUUCUACCAGAUAGACUUCACCUUUGACCGGAGGGUCAUGUCCAGCGUGCUGAAUGAGUGCCGUGACCUGCUCCACCAGGCUGUCAACACCCACCUGACAGCCAAGUCCCACUCCAGGAUCAACCACGUCUUCAACCACUUUGCGGACUACGAGUUCCUGUCGGCACUGUAUGGCCCCUCUGAGCCCUACCGCACCCACCUGCAGAGGAUCUGCGAAGGGGUCAACAAAAUGCUGGAUGAGGAUAACAUAUGACUGAGCAAAGGCAAGGCAUGGGAGUGACUGUCCAGCUUUUGGCCCCUGCUUUCUUCCAGCCAAAUCCUCCAGGCUGAAUGCUUGUCAAUGGCAAGGCGUCCAUGGAUUUCAAUGGCAUCGGGCUAUAUGACUGUCUUUCUCUGUGGUGCUAAAUAUCUUGCUUAUUCCCUUUUCUUUGUUAUAAAGACCAAGAGGUGUUCCCUUUCUAUGUGAAUUUUGCAAUGCUCUGCUUACCCUGGUGCCCAGAAUCUGUCUGCCUCAUUCUGCCUCCCAAAAAGGGAAAAAUCCUGCAGCUAGCAUCAAUCUCUCCCUUAACUCAAGCACAGCCCCACCAAGGGAGAGCGCCCACAGCUGAGACUGACAAGAUGCUGUACUUUGCAUCAUGCUCUGAUAUCUCAGCAUUUGAACCCAGUUCACUGUGCGUAUAACCCUAUGAGCCUGGACCUCCAGCCCCUAGCCUGAGUGACGAGCUAUCAUGUAUUUUAUAGCUCUUAGUCACACGGUGCAUGUUGUUACCCACAAAGUGCUCCGGACCUCACCGCUCGGAGGUCAAGGAGACCUGCUGUGGCAAAACUUCUGUUGCCUUUAAAGCUAUUUUAAGAUAUCAGCGGGGAAAAGAAUCCACUGCCUUUUGGUGUGUGACUCUCUUCCUAAGGCUCGUUUCAGCAGAGAUGUGACCAGCAGUGCCUCUCGGGUCCUGUACAAGGGUCAGGACACAGGGCUGUCUGUACCGGAGUUCAAACAAUACUGGCCAUGUUUAAAUCCAGGUUUUCCUAGCAUGUGUGGAAAGACUGAGCCAGCCUUUGAACUGCUGUACAAAGCCAUAGAGCUGCCAAAGCCAGGGGACAUGUAUUAGCCUCUUGCAUGCAAGCACUGGCAGACGGUGUUUAUCUAGCUUUAGCCUCCUCUGAGAACAAGAUGACUGUAGUGGGGGCAUCUCCCAAGGUGAUGAACUGUCCUUGGAAGUGUGAGGAUCACAUCCCCACAGGAACCCUUGAAUAGGAAAGAGGCUUCAGCCAGGACAGUCAGCCUGGGGUCUGACCAGCGGGGACCACUGUGAUUACAGUCAGAAGUCCACAACAGGCAAGACCUAAAACAGAGUGGCAGCAAAUGGCCACACUAGAGCCCACUUGUAUGUCCCUAUUAUCUUCAGUGACCCCAUAACUACUUUGGGCAAGUCACAGAGGCAACUACAUGUCUCUGUCCUCUCUAUAAGGACACGGACCCUUUUUUCCUGUUUGUGUUUCUAUUCUCUAGGAGCCAAGAGAAAGGGACAUGCUGCUCCUACAGACAUCAUACAAGCACUUUUCUUCCUUCUCCUUGGAAACCCAACCUGAAUUCCUCUGUCCUCAGCCUCUUCAGCCGAUUGUAUCUGUGUAACGGUGUUGAGGUGUCCCUGGGUAGCUGGCCAGAGCCACUGACGUAGGUUGUAGGUUUUAGACUUCUUAGAGUGAAUUAAAUUAAAAAAAAAAAAAAAAGAA
This is a messenger RNA of Alligator sinensis (Chinese alligator), 2373 nucleotides long. It is a transcript of the gene TNFAIP8L1, whose product is annotated as TNF alpha induced protein 8 like 1. Gene Ontology annotation, cellular component: cytoplasm. Gene Ontology annotation, biological process: negative regulation of TOR signaling; regulation of apoptotic process. The record is from RefSeq and is a predicted model, not a curated record. The transcript is spliced from 3 exons. The coding region runs from base 332 to 892 and encodes 186 amino acids. Lineage: Eukaryota; Metazoa; Chordata; Crocodylia; Alligatoridae.